AUGGCCCGCGGCGAGACGUACCAGGCGGCCGCCGCCGCUUUAGACGAGGACACGCGAGAAUACUUGAGUGAAGACGAGGGCGAGGACUUCUCCUUCCCCGAGUUUACGGAGGACUGGGGCAAUGUGAUUGUGGUCGACAACCUCCCGAAGAUCCCGCUCGCCAAGUACGACAAAUUAUUGGGCGUCUUGAAGCGCAUCUUCGCGCAGACGGGCACGAUCAACACGAUCGAAAUGCCGGCCGAGAACGAGACGACGCUCGGCGUCGCGUUCGUCGAAUUCGAGACGGCCGAAGAGGCCCAGAAAGCAAUUCGAUUGACCGACGGCUACGCGUUAGAUAAAUCGCAUGUUUUCAAGGUCAACUCCUUCGAGGAGGCGAAGAGGCUAGGCUCCUUACAAGAGCGGUACGAGCCCCCGGCCAAGCCGGAAUUUGUGCCACGACUCAAUCCAUCGAGCUGGUUGGGAGACCCCAUGCACCGGGACCAGUUCGCCAUCCGCUACAACAAUGAAACGGAGAUCAAGUGGUGCGAGCGCAGCGGGCCGCCGACGCUCGAGUACGGCGGCGAGAGAGAAAAGGAGGGCGGUCUCUACUGGUGCGAGCAGUACGUCAAGUGGUCGCCCCAAGGUAGUAUGUUGGCGACGUUCCACAACAAGGGUAUUGCCUUGUGGGGCGACUCGGACUUCAACAAGCAGGGUCGGUUUGCGCACAAUGGGGUGAAGCGACUCGACUUUAGUCCUGGGGAGAACUACAUGAUCACGGCCAAUGAUCACUCCGGGGACAAGCGCGGGGUUGUUGUGUGGGACUUGCGGACGCGACGGGAGUUGCGGACUUUUGAAGUGGCUUCUCUACCAGUCCCGCCCCCGAUCCUCCCCGCGGGCGAGGACCCGGGGCCGGUCAGGUACGAGCCGGCGCACUUCAAGUGGAGUCAUGACGAUUCCUACGUCGCUAGACGAGGCAAGGACAAGAACGGGAGCGAUAUCGUGUCCAUCUAUGAGUUGCCGUCGAUGGCGCUGCUCGGUAAAAGAUCUCUACGAGCCGACGGCGUCCGCGAGUUCCACUGGUCGCCGUCGGCGAACAAACUGGCGUUCUGGUCUCCGGAAGCGGACAACACGCCGGCUCGCGUCACUCUUGUAGAAAUGCCGUCGCGAAAAGAAUUGCGGCAAAAGAACAUCACGUCUGUCACGGACAUCAAGCUCUUCUGGCACCCGCAAGGCAAGUACUUGUGUAUCAAGGUCAUCACCCAUACCAAGUCCCGAAAGACGUUGUUCCACUCCUUUGAGCUACUUAGGGUGGACGAGGCCCUCGUACCCAUCGAGUCGCUGAAGAUGAAAGAUGCCGCUCAUGCUUUUGCGUGGGAGCCGAACGGCCAUCGCUUUGGGGUGGUCCAUGGCGACGGGAUUAAACCGUCUGUCAGUUUCUACUCCAUGCUCAACAAGGCGGGCGAUGCCGAACUUACCUUGCUACAUACGCUCGAGCAGAAGCAGUGCAACUCGUUGCAUUGGUCUCCCCAAGGGCAGCACUGCAUCCUGGCCGGUACGGGCGACGCAUUUAAUGGUAUCUUGGAGUUCUACGACGUCGAUUCCAAGGCUGGCCGCAUCGUCGAACAUUAUCGGUGCAAUUCGAUCGAGUGGGACCCGUCUGGCCGCAUAGUAGCAACAGCAGUAAUGCAGCCGCUGGAGGGCGCCUUCUUCAAGUACCAGAUGGACAAUGGGUUUAAGUUGUGGACGUUCCAAGGCAAGCAGUACCACGAGACGUCGUACGAAAAUUUCUACCAGUUCGCGUGGCGGCCGCGACCUUCGUCGUUGCUCGAUGCGGCUCAAAGAAAAGCCGUCGUCAAGAACCUGCGGAAGUACGAGCGCAAGUUCGCCCACGAGGACAAACAAAAAGAUUUAGCUCGGAUUCGGGAGGCGACGACGGAGAAGCGGGCGACGCGCAAGGCUAUUCGCGAUCUUAUUAAACUGCGGUCGGCGAACUAUGCUGCGGGUAGUGCGGCGCGCAUGCGCAUGCGCAACGGCGUCGACGCGGACGCCGAUGAUUUAUAUGUCAUCUCGACGCGGACGAUCGAGAGCGUCGUGCGCACGAAGGAGGAGGUCGUGAACUAGAGCGUCGUCGGGCGUAAGGUGGGUUUGACUAAUUUUUACGCACUCGCCUCGCGGGCGCGGAGCGCGGCUCGCGCGUCUUGCAAUUCCUUCUCAAUCCCUUUUGUGAGCGGGUGCGCGCCGCCGAGCACGCGCCGCGCGGUCGAUUCGAUAUCGUCAAGUAUGGUCACGGCCUCCCGGAAAUCGUCGAGCGCGGCACCGUUGGCGUUGUAGAGCGCCGCCGCGUAAAUCCACUGCAUCUUAAGGAGGAGUGGCUCGACUUCGAGAGCGUGUCGAAGUCGGCCUUCGUUUCUACCCUGGACAGUUCGCAGGUCUGCCGGUCGCGCGAGGACCUGCAGAAGGCGCACGCGACCUUCAAGAGUGGCUCGCCGUCGGUGCAGCGCGCUUUCGUGCGCACCUACGACUGGCUCACGCCGCUCGUCGACGAGUUGGUCGGCGCUGAGGAUUCGAUGAUGUUUCCCUUGGUCAACUACGCACUCGACCAGGUGAUUGGCGAGGACAGGCAGGAGACGCUGUUCGACGAACGGCGCCUCACGCGGGACGCGUCGACGGCGGAGUUCUACGAGUCCCUCUUCGGGGCCGAGGACGAGGACGACGCGCUGACCAAGCGCCGGGGCGGGUCGUUCCUGAAGCAGGAGCCCGUGACGCCGCUCUCGCCGACGCCCCAAAACACGAACUGCUUCUAA
Molecule: messenger RNA, 2783 nt
Organism: Pelagomonas calceolata
Lineage: Eukaryota; Pelagophyceae; Pelagomonadales; Pelagomonadaceae
Source: the annotation of a GenBank genome assembly